This is a messenger RNA of Caenorhabditis elegans, 520 nucleotides long. RefSeq names its product Small nuclear ribonucleoprotein associated homolog 13 (gene snu-13). The coding region runs from base 13 to 399 and encodes 128 amino acids. Gene Ontology annotation, molecular function: RNA binding. Gene Ontology annotation, cellular component: nucleolus; ribonucleoprotein complex. NCBI's taxonomy places the organism in Eukaryota, Metazoa, Nematoda, Chromadorea, Rhabditida, Rhabditidae. Gene Ontology annotation, biological process: ribosome biogenesis. The transcript has 2 exons. The record is from RefSeq and is marked reviewed.
AAAAGAAGAAAAAUGGCCGAUGAUGGAGUCAAUCCGAAGGCCUUCCCACUGGCCGAUACCAACUUGUCUCAAAAGCUCAUGGAUCUCGUCCAGCAAGCGAUGAACUACAAACAGCUCAAGAAGGGAGCCAACGAGGCCACCAAGACUCUCAACAGAGGAAUCUCUGAGAUCAUCGUCAUGGCCGCCGAUGCCGAGCCACUGGAGAUUCUCCUCCAUCUUCCACUUCUCUGCGAAGACAAGAACGUUCCAUACGUCUUUGUUCGCAGCAAGGCUGCCCUCGGACGCGCUUGUGGAGUCACUCGUCCAGUGAUCGCUGCUUCAAUCACUCAAAACGAAGGAUCUCAGCUCAAAUCUCAAAUUCAGAAGAUCAAGGAGGACGUUGAGAAGCUUCUCAUCUAAAUCCUUCUUUUAUCAAUUUGUUGUUACGUUACCUCAUUGUUGUUAUAUGAUAAUCCAUUCAUUGUUUUGUUGUCCCAAAUUGCAAAUACAUCGUUUUUGAAAAAGAAUGAACGUUUCUGCG